AUCAAAACAAAGGAGGCCUCGGGCAUGGUUCCCGCAUUUACCGGCAUUUAAAAGCUAAUUCAAACAGUAACAACGAAUAUUUACUAUCGCCUGUGAAAUUGAAAACGGGGACUAUUUACCUUUCAUAAUGUUUUAGUUUUAAUACUUGCUUUAAGUGCUACACGGCUGCCUAGGACAGCACAUUCUGUUUGCCCACAUGGCUCCAAUUUUGAUUCUGGAAGCAUUCUACGGCGGUUCCCACAAACAGUUGGUAGAUGUGUUGCUAAAAAAUCUCAAGGAGGAAGAGCACGAUCUGCUUACCAUACCGGCAAAAAAAUGGCACUGGUGUGCACGGAUGAGUGCGUUACACUUUGCCGGUCGCAUCUCUACUGCCCACCGGUACCAAACUAUUUUCUGCAGCUCGGUACUAAAUCUAGCUGAGCUGAUUGGAAUGCGAACGGAUCUCGCUGCCUGCCGGAAGAUUGUUUACUUUCACGAAAAUCAACUGUGCUACCCGGUCAGGGAUGCGAAACAGCGUGACGUCCAGUAUGGAAUCAACCAGAUAACGACGUGCCUUUGUGCUGAUAGGAUACUGUUUAACUCACGGUACAACAUGAACUCCUUUCUCGAUUGUAUAGAAUCGUUUUUAAGAAAAGUACCCAACAUGAGCUUCCAGGGCGUAAGAGAGAAAAUUGUACCAAAGUGUGACGUUCUGUACUUCCCGGUGGAGUUUGGGAAGCUGACAAAGAGAGGUGUUAAAGCAGAGAAAGAAGAAAGCCUCCCUCUCCACAUCAUUUGGCCUCAUCGCUGGGAGCACGAUAAAAAUCCGGAACAGUUGGUCGAAGCGUUGCUGGGACUUCAGGCGAAGGGGGUCAACUUUCGCGUCUCAAUAUUGGGCGAACGAUUCGAAACCAUUCCCAUUUGUUUUGAGCAGCUGGAGGAACGAUUGCCGGGGAAGGUGGCACAGUUUGGACCACUGCCGAGGGAGGAGUAUUUGCGCACGUUAUCCGAAGGGGAUGUGGUACUGUCCACCGCACUGCACGAGUUUUACGGAGUGGCAAUGCUUGAAGCGAUUUACAGUGGAUGUGUUCCGUUGGUUCCGAACCGGUUAGUUUAUCCGGAGCUCUAUCCAAAAGAUAAACUGUUCAAUACAACGGCACAGUUGGUAAAGCAGCUGUACAAUUGGUGCCGUAAUCGUGCGCUGUUUGAAAAGCAUCGCGAAGACUUUUUUGGUAAGAUUAGCCUGGACGGUUACUCGGCGGAGCAGCUUGUGCCGCAAUUCAUCGCCAUUCUAAGGAAUACGCAAUGAGGGAUAAGAGCCGUGUAUUACCAGCACUGCCCCCCUCCUCCUGCACGAAGCAAAGCUCCUGGGAAAAGACACCUAACCGAGUUUCUUAGUCUUUCGCUAGACAUUCCGAUGAUCCUUCUUCUCGUUAUCCCUGGGCACGCUGCAAAGACACACGCUGCGUCCUGUGUGUGUGUGUGUGUGUGUGUGUGUGUGUGUCGGUGUGUGAAGUGAGUCGUGAGUUUCCGUACAGAUGUUUCGUUAACACUUGAGCUGACGCCAAAAACAUGGUACAGAGGACGGCGGUUACGGGAUGAUGCUGCUUAUCGUCUUCGGGCUUUCCGGCGUUUUCUCGGCCAAAUACAUACACACACAUAAAAGUGCGAGAAGAAGCCCAGUAAGGAACGAAAUCAAACAUGGAUUGUUUAUUUGCUUGGCAGCAGCAGCAGCAGCAGUUUCGAUAUGAUGGGGAUUGGGAAGCCUGCCUGCGUGUGUGUGUGUGUAUGGGUCUUCAAGGAAGGAUUUCAACUUACCACAGAGCGGAUGCUGCUUCUUCACAACAGCAAAGGCUUAGAUGGCAAUUGGGUGGGUGGUUGGUACAUGCGGAUACGGAAGAUGAUGCCGCCUCUUCUUAUCGACGAAAGAAUCAAUUUAAAGAACGUUUAAACAAACAAACUUUCUAUGGCCAUUCGGCAGAUAAAGAGAGAGAGAGAGAGAGAGAGAGAGAGAGAGUGUGAGGGGGAGCGAGAUCAGUCGAACGACAAGAUCAAAAGGGGUUUAGCUUUGGUUCGAUGCUUUGGUUCGAAGCGGGGUUGGUUUCGAGCGCACCUCGUCAAUGCCGCUGUAUGCAGAUGU
Molecule: messenger RNA, 2119 nt
Organism: Anopheles merus
Lineage: Eukaryota; Metazoa; Arthropoda; Insecta; Diptera; Culicidae
Product: glycosyltransferase-like domain-containing protein 1-like
Exons: 5
Coding region: 197-1288 (363 amino acids)
Molecular function (GO): glycosyltransferase activity
Source: RefSeq, a predicted model, not a curated record